UUAAAAAAAAAAAAACACAAAGGGGCUCUAAAGAUAUUCCAGUGCGUCCACGGCUUCCCCCGCACGGCUUCCCCUUGUAGCCAUGUCGGAAUCGGACACCAUGGACUGUGCGUGGAUCGUGGAGUUCCUCCUCCGCCAGUCCGACGCUGACAAGCUCACGACGGAGGCCUUCCGCACACUCCCCCUGCCUUCUCCUCUCUCCUUCCGCCUGCGUCUCGCCGCCCUCCUCCGCCGCCUCACUUCCGACCUCUCCCUCGGCUUCCCCGCCCUCCGUCAGCUUCAGGUCAUCCUUGAAGACACCUCCGCCGCGUCUUCUUCUUUCUACGGAUCCCUCGUCGAAGCAUACCGUGCGGUCGCCUUCGACUGCCUCGCCGAAGCUCUUUCCUCCUCCGAUCGGGCCCUCGCGGCCGUCGUCGUUACUCUGUGUUCCAGGGUGGCCGAGAUCGAACGGGAUGGAUCCGACGUGUUGGCGUCUCUGCCUCUCAGGCAUUUGCUGGAGGAUGUAAAGGCGGCGGCGUCCGGUAGCGGCUCUCUUCUGCUUGAGAGGAACGCAAAAAAUGGAGCAUCGGAUGCCAUUAGGGCUUGUCUGACCGCUGUGUUGAAUGACUCUGGGCCUUCCUUCCUUGAGAAAGAGGCUCUUGAUAAGAAUGCUACUACAUCAGGAGAACUCUGUGUCGAGGACGAGGGUGAUCAGCCAGAUGUUAAGAUGAUUGACGUUAACACGGGUAGCAGAGAACUAGAAUCUGCAUCGAUGUACAAAGAUGUGCAAAGCAAUGUAGUCCAAAUUGACAAAAAUUUUCAAGUGACUACUCCAGAAUAUGGAAAAACGGUUGAAGCUUUUAAAUCAAGUUGUACAGAUCUUCAGGCUGCAGUGGUUGAUCCUCUUCAGUGUGCAUUAAAGAAAGCAGAGGAGGUAUUGGCUAAUAAAUCAGUUGUGAAGACCUUUGAUGCUGAGUCAAAUGGCAUUCAAUAUCAGCAAGGUGUAAAUAGACCCACCUCUAGUGUUGAAAAGGAAGCUGACAAUGUUGAAACCAAGGGAACUAGUAAUAACCAGGUGGAACAACUAAAUGAUGCCUUCAAAUCAAACAAAGAUCCGUUACCAGAGAAACAACUAAACGGGACUAAAAAGAUGCUGGCAGAUGCAGCAAGUAAUGUUGGGAUCAAAGUAACUAGAAAGCUAAGUCUAAUGGAUAAAAAUCCAACUGCUCAUACUUAUGAGUGGGGAGAUGAUUCAAUUGAGUCUACAUCUGAGACGUCUGAAACUUCAUCAAAGAAAAUAUGCUUACCUAGCCCAAGAUGCACGAAGCCUUCUCCUUUGACUUUGAUGGAAAAAACAAACUGUGGUGAUAGGAAGCGGAAAAAAAAGUGGAGUCAGCUGGAAGAAGAUACAUUGCGAACUGCUGUAGCAAGGUUUGGAAAAGGUAACUGGAAGAUGAUACUGAAGACUUACACCGAUAUACUUGGAGAUAGAACUGGGGUUGAUUUGAAAGACAAGUGGAGAAACAUGACAAGAUUUAUGUUAAAAUUUUCGUUUAUUCAAUUACUGCACUGGUGGAUAUAUUCUCCAAUAGGUGAAACAUUCAGCCGAGAGUCUAUUGGAUCUAUGGUAUGCUUCUCAAGGCAUUUAAGCUCAACUUUAUGAUCUCAAAGCACCCAACGAUGACAAUUUUACUCCGUUGCCGCUCAUCUCGUGCAUUGCAGUCCACUGUAGCGUGAUUUCCUUUGUGCAACCACCCUUUUAUCAUCAUUGCAAUUCAUAGUAGUAUUUGCGUGGCUCUAUGGUCUAUAUUGUCCAAGCGUGCUAUGUGCCUGUAUGAGUGAAAUUAUAAUAGAUGUGACAGCCUGCUAAUCUCUUGAUUUAGAUUGGAUCUAAGUUGAGAAAAUUAAUUAAGUUUGCCAAAGUGUUAGGAGCUUGGUUCAAGUGGGUCCAGGUUAUUGAUGUGCCAGUAGAUCGUUCAAGGUGAAAUGGGCAUGAAAAUUGAUUUGUCUUUUGUGUUGAAAGGGUUAAGGGUGAAAUUUUGUUUAAUAAAAAGGCGUGGAGGAUGACGUGGUACAUACCAUCGCGUUCCUAUAGCCAUAACAUUGUGUUAGUGUAGCUAAUCCCCGACAUUAGAAUGAGUGUUUGUCUGCUAGGGAAAUGUCAAAUUUAGAAGCAGCCUAAGGGAACCCAAGCUCGUCCUUGUGAUAGAUCUCUUUUGUUGACUAAACUAGCAGGACAUGUGUGUCGACCUUUCAUUGGCCGAACUCAUGGUGCUUGUAUUGAUCAUUCACUAUUAAUCAUCAUAAUGAGCACGUACGUUUCAUCUAGUGGUUCUUGAGAUUAGUAGGCAAUUUGAUCCAUGUUAGAUACUCCCCUGAUAUAACACUAGCUAUAGAAACACCAUAUGAGAUGAUCUCCUGACACACCUCAGGUCCACAUCCCCAAAUUCCAAGGCCUAAUAUCCUCAAGUCGACUCUUGGGGUUGAGCUCCCUUCUCAAUAAGCUAUGGAUGCUAAGUUCCUAAUGCCCCUAAUGAUGAGAACCAAUUUCUAUUGAGACUAAUGAACUUGAAAAGAUCAACACCUUCCAAAGGCUGCUAGAAAUAAAAUUACCUCUACAUCUCUCAACGUUGCCAAACUUAUCCAAAAUUUGGGGACAACACUUGAUGCUCAAGCCUUUGAGGAUUUAGGUGAUAGAUCCUCUCGUGCUAUGUCCAAUUGCCCCUGCCUGCCUAGUACUGAUUUAUGCUAGGUCAUCCACAACACCAUAGUGGAUGGAAAAUCUCCCAGAUUGCUAAGGAGCUUGAAGGGUCCUUGUAAUUUGAUAUUGUUGGCAAACCAAAGAUGCCAACGAGCUUCAUACAUGCUCAAAGCUAUCUUCACGGUGUGAUGUUGCCCUUAUACGUCAAACUCUAAAGCAUGGGCACCUCAAGUCUAAUCUCUUGUUCCUCGAAGGACACCGUCUUCUUCCUUUAUGAGUGCACCUCUCUACAAAAUAAUGCAAGGGACAUUGAGUGAAUGUCUGAAGGUUGCUUGAGAGGGUUGACACAACUAAGCAGAAAUGAACCUCGACUUAAGAAGCAAUUUGACUCAGCCAAGGUAAAUAAACUCAAUGGCUCAAACGAAAUCCAUCUCCGACCUUGACAUUUCCUUUUGUGUCAGCACUUUGGCACAGAGUGAGGUUCUUGAGGAACUAAUGGAGGCUCAUUGUUACAAUUGACCAACUUAGCAUCAAACACUUAUAAGAGCUCAAUGAAGAAGCUGAGGCAUGCAAGAGUUGUGAACUUUUUUCUGUGGAUUUCUCAAGUUUGUCAGAAGCUCGAAUCAGGUUGUUCACUCUAGAUGGUCUAUUGCUCUUUUCUAAUUGAAGAACUUAUCAUGAAUAGGAAUGUAACUUACAUCGUCAGUUAUCUUUUUAUUGUUCAAACAAUUUCAAAAUAGAUGGU
Zingiber officinale is the source of this 3425-nucleotide messenger RNA. RefSeq lists its product as uncharacterized. The record is from RefSeq and is a predicted model, not a curated record. The transcript has 7 exons. NCBI's taxonomy places the organism in Eukaryota, Viridiplantae, Streptophyta, Magnoliopsida, Zingiberales, Zingiberaceae. The coding region runs from base 83 to 1642 and encodes 519 amino acids.